AUGAACGCAAUAAAAGCCGAAGACAUCAUUCACGUGCUUCGCGACGGCGUCGCACUUCUACACGGCGGCCGAUGUCGAACCGGCGAGCCGCUGCUCGUCUUUCCUUCACGCGAACAACCAGUGAAUCCGGAUCAUUUGCGCAAUGUGCUUUUAUAUCUACUAACCGUCACAGCAGAUUCUGCAAGAGAAAAGGGUUUUCUUGUGGUGAUCGACAUGCGCGGAAAACAAACAUGGACAAAUGUUAGGCCGAUAUUGAAAACUCUAAACACCAUCACUGAAACAUCAGUAGUUAAUCAAGUUUAUAUAAUCAAACCCGAAAAAUUUUGGGAAAAACAAAAAACGCAAAUGUCAUUGGGAACAUGGAAAUUUGAAGUGGAAAUGGUCUCAUUUGAAGCUCUUUCGAAAAUUGUUGAUGUUUCGCAGCUGCCGAGAAAUGUUGGCGGCACACAUCCGUAUGAUCAUGAUGAUUGGCUUGAAAUUCGCUUGGAGCUCGAAAAAUGGAUUUGGAGCAUCACGGAAGUGAUGGCGAGCUUGGAAACGGUUCGAAAAGAGAUGGUUGAAAGUGAACAUCCGAUUGAUGUGAAAACCGCCGAGCAAGCAGUCAAAAGACACGCAGCUGCGAAAAGAACAAUUUUUACAAUACCCGUAGAAAAAAUCGAAAAUGAUGCGCAUAGGGUGAGGAUAUGUGAAAGAAUCUCGAAUCCGCGAAAUGGUCAUCCAAAUCCGGACCUCCUAGCCUCACUACCUCAUGUUACUAAUCUAGUCGAUUCGCUUAGAUUGAGAAAAGGCGAUGUCUUCAAGCAAUGGGAUAAUCGACGAGGAGAUCUCGAGAAGCUGUAUCAUCAGAAAUUAUUCGAACACGAUGCUGAGAAGAUUCUUGAAAUGAUUCGAUCCUACUCGACGACAGUAGUCAGGAGUAUAGGCGAUGUUGGAAUGUGUGAAGCGGAUGUUGGAAGAUUAACAAAGGACUUCGAGCAGUUUCAAACUGCUGUGCAGGUCGAGAUGGCUGCUGUUCGUCUUCAAGAUGAAUGGUGUGUGCUUCAGGAUCUGCUAACACGACGUCGGCAGAUUUUAUCGCACGCUAAAGCAUUCUUCAAUUCUUCACAAAAAUAUUUCGCCGAACUCCCUGACUGGACGGCGAAACCCGGUGUGAAUCCGUCGGAAGUCAAAAUUCAGCCGGCGGAUUCGCUCGAAGAAGCCAUUAAACGUCAUGAGACCUUCUGGGCUCACGUCGAAGAGAUUUACGCGCAGGCGUUUGAUGAUGGCUCGAAAGUGACAAAGGCAUUGAAAGAGGCCGAAGCCGAGGAUAAUGUGGCGAGGGAGCAGUUGAAUCGGCUCACGAGGGCGCACAAACAGCUGCAUGAUAAAUGGAAAGAGCGAAAAGUUCUUCUACAUCAUAUGCUGGCGAUGAUUGCAUUCGAGACCGAUGUGAAGCUCGUUGUGGAAUGGCUUGAUCAGCACGGAGAACCCUACCUAAAAAAGAACAUUAAUAUAGGUGAAAAUGUGGUGCAGGCGAGAACGCUUCAGCGAAACCAUCAGAAUUUCCAAAAAGUCGCCGCCAAUACCUACGACAACGUUAAAAAGCUGUACCAAGUGUAUAAAAAUGUCACCGAGUCGGGAAGCAAAAUGUGUGAUGUCGAAAAGAUGAGGAGCCUUAUGACGGAUCUUGAUCUGAGAAUAAAGAAAUUCACGAAUCGCGUCGAGACCCGCGGCAAUUUGCUGAAACUCUCGGUGUUGUUUCACACGCAUUAUGUGGAAUUGACCAAUUGGUUUGGCGAAAUGAAGCGAAAAUUUGAGGACAAAACCAUCGAUAUGGAUGUGGAAGCAUGCGAAAAGAGCAAAGAGCGUUGGGUACUUGAAUCCGAUGAAACUGCUCAGGCUUAUGCGGUGACGGUUGGCGAGGGAAAAGCCCUCAUACAGGAGAUGCAGAAUGCCGCGCACACAUGCGACAUCGAUUAUUCGCAAUCCAUCAAUCAUAUUCAUCGGCUCAUUGCUGACAUUGAUGAACGUAAUGCGACACUUUCGAACGAAUGGGCUCCGCAACGAGUCAUUCUUCAAAUCGCCCUCAAAUUUGCAAUCUUUUGCCGCAACAAUUGGGAUGUUAUGCAACAAAUCAGGAGUUGGGAAGAAGAUAUGCGGGAAAUGGUCGAAUCCGAAACGUUCUUUGAUAAAGCCGACACGGUGUUGCCGUACCACAAAGAUAAUCAGAUUCAAGUUCGGACCGCAAUCAAUAAUAUCCGAAAAACUGCGAAAGAAUUGAAUCAAGCCCUGCAUGCGCAUGGAAUUGCGGAUCUCUGUGUUCGCGACGGACGACGAGUCAUCGAGUUGAUCAAGGAUAAUGUUCGGAUUCUCGACCAGGCGGAGAAGGAAGUGAUGAAGUGUGCCGAUGAGACAUGCCAGAAGAUCGAAGCUGCGUGUGAAGUCGUUGCGUGCCGAAAUCUCGCCGAUGGCAUGAUAUCGAUGAUUGAGCGCGAGGAGAGGCAUCUGGCGAGUUUGGGAGGAAUUCCGGCGAAUUGCCGAGAAGCCGAAGUUGCGCAAGAUGUGCUCAAAGAUUUCCAAGGCAAAAUUGAGAAACGCCUCAAAGAGCCUUACAAUGUGUUCGUGCAAAAAUGGCGAGAGCUGAUGCAGGAGAAUCGAGUUGAACGAGACGUGAUCGUAGCGUUCAAUGAGCAGAUACAAUCGAAAUGGCGACGUCUGACUGCGCUCUGCGACGAGAGGAACAAGCUGCUCAAGGCUGCCAUUGCCUGUUAUAAGACAUAUGAGGAGGGGGUGGUGCCUAUUCUUCAGCAGCUCGCGAAAGACUACAGCCAGCCGCAAAAGGAUUGGUGUGCGCAAUGUCCGUCGACGUCGCAUCAAGAAAAGGUCGAUUUCAUAUUGGAGCUUUUGGAGAAACACAUGGAAUAUAAGGACAGAUUCAUCAAAGGAUGUUGUUAUGCGCAGAAAAAUGGCGAAAUAUUCCUACGGUAUAUACAAAGGACCAAUGUGAGAUCGCAUGAAAGACGCCGAAUACAUGAAGAACGGAUUGCCCAUAUGAAAGAGGAUAUUCGAGAUCGACAAUCGAAUAUUCUCGAACUAUGGAUGAAGAAGAAGACGCAGCUUGAUCACUGUCAUUCUUAUGUACUCCUCGAUGCCUCACGGAUUCAAAUAUUCGAUUGGCUUAAUGGCGAAGGGGAGCAGAAACUUCGCGAGUUUGAGAAACGCGGUCGCAAUACGACCGAUAAGAAUUCCGAUGAAUUCGGAAGCUUCAAACUGCUUGUCAAAGAGAAGAAGACCAAUAUCCAAGCAUUCUUGAUGAUGGCUGCUGACAUCAAAGACAAGGAGAGUGGAGCUAAUCAGCAUUCAGAUGAGAUCGAUGCAAUUAUGAAAGACGUCAAGGAGAAGUUUGAAAAGUUCUCGAAGCGGGUUGCAGCUUGUGAAGUGAUAUUGCGAGGGGAAAAUAGCCAGAAGGAUGAAUUCUCACUUGAUCGUCAUUCGGACACAAGCAUAUUUGAUGAUAAAAUGGUGAACGUUCGACGGGAGGAAAAUCGAAAAAUGCUAGAACCGAUGCGCGAGUUGCUCAAAUCCGAAAGAGACUACAUCGAAGAUUUGGAGCGAUGUGUUAAAAUUUAUAUUACGGAAUAUGACAAUGCUUUGAAGAAUGGUACAUUAGCUCAAUCGCUUAGAAGUCUUCGAGGCGAGAUAUUCGGAAAUAUUGAAAAGAUCUACACGUUCCAUAAUGACAAGCUUUUGCACGAAUUGGAAAAGUACGAGACGCAACCGGAGGCGGUCGGCGCUUCUUUCACCGUCUGGAUUGAUUUGCUCAAUGAGCUCUACACAGAAUAUUGUGUGAACAAAGAGCAAAAGAAUUAUGUGAUUGCCACACCGGAUGCCGUCGCCUUCUUUAAUGGUGUCCGAGAGAAACACAAUCUUGAAAUCAACAAUGAUGUUGGUAGUCUGCUCAUCAAACCGGUUCAGCGCAUCACGCGCUAUCGUCUGCUCAUGGAGCAACUGCUCAAGAAUUGUACGGGUAAUUCUGAAGAGCUACGGGAAGCUUACGAGGUUGUCAUUAGUGUUCCACGACGGGUUAACGAUAUUAUUCACUACAAUUGUUUGGAUUUAAAGGAUAGUAAUGUUGAUGUUCUUGGUCCAUUUGUGAUCCAGGAUAUGCUGACAGUCUGGGAACCUAGGGCGUAUUUCAAAGGUCGCGGCAAAGAGCGUCAAGUUUUUCUCUUCGAAUUGGCGAUUGUUUUCGCGAAACGUCUAGAAAUCUCACCGAAGAAUGUUCGCUAUGUGAUAAAGGGAAAACCGCUUCCGUUGAGUGAAGUCUCCGUAGUUGAGCACGUCGAAGGCGAUACCGCACGAUUUGGUCUUCGCGUCGGAACUGUCGCUUCGAAUGACAAUCGAACGGAUCUUAAGGCUUCAUCGGAGAAGACAAAAGUGAUGUGGGUUCGGAAGAUUCGAGAACUGACCCAGGGAUUGCUUACACUCAAUCUUGGUGUGUCAUCUGCACUUUCUGUACCAUCAACAUCUAGCGGUGGACCAAGAUCGGUAUCAAUUCGAUCAGGAGCCUCAACAUCAUCCGGAGAUCGAUUAUCUCAAGAUGUAGAGUCGUUGAUGCAGCACAGGCAUAGUGUGCAGAGUGUUGAUAGCGAGAUUUGUCCGGAAGAAGAGAAAGCAAAGUUGAACGAGACGAAGAAUGCAUGGAAUUUUGUUGCGGCACCGAGCAUGACACCUGUUCGACGUGUCGCCGACCUCCUUCGGGCCCAUGACACAGGCCACAGCGAAGAAAAAAAAAAGACGAAAACGAGAGGAGAGAUUUGCCGUUUGAAAUUGAUUGGCAAAACGCCGAAUUUGCCAUAUUUGGAUGAAUUGAUGGGAAUUGAUUGA
Molecule: messenger RNA, 4866 nt
Organism: Caenorhabditis bovis
Lineage: Eukaryota; Metazoa; Nematoda; Chromadorea; Rhabditida; Rhabditidae
Source: the annotation of a GenBank genome assembly